Dictyostelium discoideum AX4 is the source of this 231-nucleotide messenger RNA. RefSeq lists its product as hypothetical. The transcript has 2 exons. NCBI's taxonomy places the organism in Eukaryota, Evosea, Eumycetozoa, Dictyosteliales, Dictyosteliaceae. The record is from RefSeq and is a predicted model, not a curated record. The coding region runs from base 1 to 231 and encodes 76 amino acids.
AUGUCUGAAAUUAAUGUAAAAUUGGUUAGCUUAAGAAAUGUUAUUUUAAAAGAACAUUUAUUUAAUAUGCAAAAUUCUAAAUUACCAGUAACACAAAUUUGUAAACAUUUUCAAAUUAAAGAUUUAGUUUGGUCUGAUAUUGACGAACCUUUACCAGCCGAUGACAAUGGUUAUUCUAAAAUGACAUUUGCAGGAAUGAAAUCAAUCAAUGUUCGUGGAACUGCAUUGUAA